GUGCGGGUGGGUUGUUAUCGCGAGGAACUCUGAAGCUCAAGAGGUGAAGUGAAGCGAGAGUGUUUUUCUACGUCGAUGCUUCUAGGGUGGCAUAGAAAGACGGACGUCUGCAGGCUCUUAUGGCUUAAUAGGAAGAUAGAAUACAUAUAUGCUUUAGUUGAUAUUAUUGUGCGUGUUGGGUUUGUUUUGUAAAUGUAGCUUGGUUCCCUCCGCGUUGACGGCGCUGCUCGUCACACAUCUGUAGCCGCUGGAAUCUCGUUUUCAGCACCUGGACAGCUCCCGGUCGUGAACCUCUUCUUCUUAUUAUCGGGCACAUGGAGUCCCUGGUGUGAUUGUGGGGGAAGCCCUGCGAGCACAUUAUGCCUCCCUCCGAGGAUGUCGUUAUCUUCCUGAUUCAGUGACAGCCUCGUCGUCUCCCCUGAAGGAUGGUGCUUUCAGUCCGGAGUAGGUGUUUUCGUCGUGCGCUGUCUUCUGAGAGGCGAUACGGGUGCUUGGCCAACGCAAAUUUAAGGGGAAUCACAGCCUACACACAGCAAGAUCCGAGCUUCCCUCACACUGAUCGUCGGCGAGGAGGGAGAUAUUACCAUCAUCACUGCGAGGGCAAAGGAGUCACGACCACAUUUUACACAAUGUAGAGCACGAAAACGUAAGAGGUGUGGUAGGAGCCAGGUGUCUGCAGUGGUGAAAUCACAUUUCACACUUGGGGUCAUUUAGUGUGGACGUCUAUUUGCAGCAACAAGACCUCAACAUGAGCAAACCCCACGCACCUCCCCAGGCCGGAGCUUCAGAGCUAGAGGUGAUCUCCCAGCAGGUGGAGGAGGACAACCAGUGCGUGGCCCCUGUCCAGCUGGUCAGCUUCGCCUACAGAGACUUGCCUUUGGCUGCCCUGGACAUAUCCCUCGCUGGAUCCCAGCUCAUCUCAAACCCAGAUGAAGAGGACAACAGAGAGGGGUCGAACUGGCUGAAGCCGUGCUGUGGGCGAAGGGCAGCGCUGUGGCAGGUCUGUCUGCUGUCAGCGGGCUUCAACUGUUUCCUGGUGGCCUGUGUCAUUCUGGUCGUGCUGCUGCUGACACUGGAGUUGCUCAUAGACACCAAGCUGUUGCAGUUUAAUAAUGCAUUCCAGUUUGCCAGCAUCAUCCACUGGAUCAGCCUGACUAUUCUCUCUGUGUUCUUCACUGAGACGGUGUUCAGGAUCGUGGUGUUGGGCAUAUGGGAUUACAUAGAGAACAAAGUAGAGGUGUUUGAUGGAGCUGUCAUCGUCCUCUCACUGGCCCCCAUGGUGGCCUCCACAGUGGCCAACGGCCCCAGCAGCCCCUGGGACGCUAUCGGUCUCAUCAUCACACUGCGCAUCUGGAGGGUCAAGAGGAUCAUUGAUGCCUAUGUGCUGCAAGUGAAGGUGGAGAUGGAGCUGGAGAUCCAGCAGUAUGAGAAGGCCAAGGCAGUGAGGGAGGAACAGCUUGACCGGCUCACCCAGAUCUGCCAGGAACAGGCAUUUGAAAUCAGGCAGCUGAGGGCCCACCUGGCCCAGCAGGACCUGGAUCUGGUAGCAGAGCGUGAAGCAGCCAUGCAGAUCCACCAUAUGUGGGGUAAACAGAGCAGCAGUUUCCAGGAGGUGGACGGACUGGCCCCUGGGGCCUCCGAGCAUCACAGGCCAGCUAAAGCUAGAGAGCCCAGGGGUACUGCAGAUCACCAUGGUCAAGAUGACAUGAACAACUACAUCAGCCAGUACUACAGUGAACCAAGCAGUGAUAUGGGGAUCCCAGACCCUGCACGUGUCAUCACCACAGCAGCCAUAGACGUCCACCUGCCUAACAACCCCAGCCAGCUUCCCUCCUCUUUGGUGAGUGCUGACGCAGUGACGUCCAGCCGUUUGCAACGCACCGGCAGCUCAGUCAGCGAAGCCUCCACCACCACAGUGUCCCGCACCAGCUUCAGCGCCCGCCACAGCAUCAGCAGCCACACGCUUGGCUCCACCACGGACUGCAGCUCCACGGUGCGCGAGGCCUCCACCUCCACAGAUUUCAGCGACCAACGCUGCUACCCUCCACCCUACAGCAGCCCUCUAGCCCUGGGCACUCAGCCAAGAGGGAGUCCCAGCGCUGUGGUGCAGGAGCUGCUCUCCUCUCUGACCGAGGACUCCUGUCUCGCCCAGAAGGGCCUGGACCCUGUCAACCUUAAACCGCCCAGCCCAGCAGGUUCCACCAAAACCAGCCCUGAGCUGGAGCACAGGGUCAACAUCUACAACAAGAGGAACCAGGAGAGCAGAGUGGGGCUGCACUCCAAGCCUCUCAUCCAUCUGCAGGGCAACGAGCCUCUUCUAGAGGAGAAGUACAGGAUGAUGGAGCCAGUAGACGCCCCAGUCAACCGUCUGUCAGAGACAUAAGACUCUGCCUGACACGUAGAACUUCACAGGACUCGCUCUUCAGAUCAACCGCAAAAAUUAACGCUCUACUAAACAACGGUGUUGUUGGGAGUCACUGGCACAUAAACUGUAUGUCUGUCAUCCUCUUUGUACUGUUGGGACUGUGGGGAUGAACUUGGAACAUGGAAGACUGGAAGAGGCAGACUUGUUAUCAGGCACCAUUUAUCAGGAAUUGACACUCACAAAAACACUUUUUGACUUUUAUGAAAAAUUUUAACAAAAGAAACCAGCAACAGGGCUCGAGCCCAAACUUUUCAAACAACUGGUCUGCGCAGAAAAAUUUGGCUUUUGAUAUGUUAAGUUGUGGUUUGAUCUCUAGGAAGUGAAAACAGUGAGGGGAUGGUGCUGAGGGCUUAGUUCCUCUGAUACACUUUGUAGGAAUUGGAGAUGCUGGACUGAUCAGAUCAUGUAUUGGUGGGCCACCAACUGUGAAUCACAAGUGCAAGCUACACGGCAUGGAUUUAUGACAAGUGCAGGUCUAUCAGCUGUUUUAGUCAGUCUAGUGUCUCCAAACUCACAAAGAACAGUCCUCUUUGAUGGGACUGCUGCAGGGUACACUGGAUCAGUCUAAUCUCUUUCUAAUCUUUGUCUUUCUAUAUUAGCAAUGUUAACAUUUUUAUCUAAAUUCUAUGAGUGGAAAGAGUGUGGCAAACUUUUGACUGGUGGAUGAUUCAAGUGAUUCACAGAGUUUUUAUCCAGGUGCCAUGACUGGAAUCUGACCAAACCCAGCUGAGUCAGUGUUUACUGAGAUUUUGCAAACUACAGCAUGUCCCUAAUGCACCGAAUUAAUUGAAAAUCUACCUGCACAUGAUAGAUUUGAUAUCAUUCAGGUGUAAAAUAUUACCUUCUUAUGAUUUUAAUGUUUGGAAGCUGUGUAAAUAUUUCAGGAUAGGUUUGAUCAUCAUAUCACAGCCAAAAAUAGUGAGGGAAUUUAAGUAGAGCUACAAUUAAAGUGUCAAAAAGAAAAUUAUAGCAUGAACCUUCAAGAUUUGCCUCUUAAAUAUCGAAACUAACCCUGUUUAUUGUACUGUCAACAGGCAUUUUCUAUCUCCACCAAUAAAGGAAAAACAUGGCAAAAUGAAA
Molecule: messenger RNA, 3505 nt
Organism: Siniperca chuatsi (mandarin fish)
Lineage: Eukaryota; Metazoa; Chordata; Actinopteri; Centrarchiformes; Sinipercidae
Gene: tmem266
Product: transmembrane protein 266
Exons: 11
Coding region: 749-2383 (544 amino acids)
Cellular component (GO): plasma membrane
Molecular function (GO): voltage-gated channel activity
Source: RefSeq, a predicted model, not a curated record